AUGGCGCAGGUUACCAAGGCGCUGGUCUGCGCGCUCGCCUGCGCGGGCGCCUGCCUGCUGCUCCGCCAGGCCGCCUUCGCGGCCCCUGGCGGCGCGGCCGCCGCCACCUCCGCCCCGCGGGCGCUGCGCGGCGCAGGGGCGGCGGCGCCGCCCGAGGCGGCUGGGGCUGGCUCCUCCGCGUCCCCGCUGAGCCUCGGCCUUGCCGUGGGCCUCGCUGCCGGCCUGGCGGCGGUGGCGCGCCGCAGCGCGUACCACGGCUGGGGCAAGUACGAGGUGGCUCCAGUCGGCUCGUGCGUGUCUCAAUUCGGUACCCAAGCCUGA
This is a messenger RNA of Prorocentrum cordatum, 321 nucleotides long. Lineage: Eukaryota; Dinophyceae; Prorocentrales; Prorocentraceae. The record is from the annotation of a GenBank genome assembly.